AGGCCGAGAACACCCGCGAGCUUGUAUUAUCGCAGCAUAGCCAUGGCAAAGUGUUCAAUGUGCGACAAAAAGUGCAUUUAACAAUGAGGUGUAUCGCGAAUUCCGAUAAUUUUCAAAGGUGCAGCUUCCAACGUUGAAUUCCUUCACGCGACAGCCCGGCGUAACGCUUUCAGAGCAAAGUGCACAAGGCGCGCACCUCAGAACGGCGCGUUUUCGUUCUUUUUUUUAUCGAAUACUUGCGCUCCUCGCCUCCGGCCAACUCCCAGCAAAAUCAAUUUAUCAGCUGUUUAUUUCGCUGCCGCGCUUCUAUGGCUCGCGGUUACCCCCACCCGGACUGGUUUCUUUAGGACCCCAAGGUUGCUCGGUGGAGAUGAAAGCUGUAGAAACAUCGCGAACACACCGCCGCGGCUGAAUCACCAGAAGAUUACUGUUGAAAGAAGAACGACACAAGAAGUGCAGCAGGCGAGGCUAGACGCAUUAUCGCUCGCUGGUGUCCGGUUUUGAUUAUUUAGUCUACACGCGGAGUCCAAAAUCCCCGCAAGGUUAACCGGUAUGCUUCACGGCAACAACAGAAGUAGCAGUUUCGGGGGUUCGAACGCAUCUAUGCGAUAAGGAGGGCGCCUAUCAGGAAAAAAGAAGGUGUCGCAAGUAACGGCAGUGCCAAAGCAGUAUAACGAUACGAAAUUAGUAAGCGGCCGUCUGCCGGAAGUGAGUGAUCGAGUACCGUCGUUUCUCCACCGAAAGAGCAGCUCAAUCAUGACGCGAACGAAGAAUCCUUCACCCAAGAAGAUAGACCAGAGUGAUGAGAAACAUUCCGAACAAAGGCUGCUGCACAAAUGGACCCGAUAUUCGAGCGCCAAACUCGAGGAGGUGGAGGAGACGUUGCUUUCAGCGCUCCGAAAACCCUACGAAAGUAUUUUUGUGGAUGUGGGUCAGUGCGUCGGAACGAACGAUAAGAUACGCACGGUGGCCUUGAACAGGGAGUCAAGCAACAUUCCGGUCUUACUGCUGCACGGUCUUGGGGCCGGUGUUGGGCUCUGGGUGCUCAACUUGGAUGCCGUCGCUGAAUACCGACCAAUGUAUGCCAUCGACAUACUGGGAUUCGGGCGCAGCUCACAUCCUAAGUAUGAUCCGGACACAGCAGCUGCCGAACGUCAGUUUGUAACCUCAAUAGAAGCGUGGCGAGUAGCGGUUGGUAUCGAUCGGAUGUACAUACUCGGUCACUCGAUGGGAGGAUACCUUGCCUGCAGCUAUGCACUGUCUCAUCCGGAACGCGUCGCGGGUUUAAUACUGGCCGAUCCAUGGGGUUUCAUGGAAACGCCACCGAGGAUAAAGCGCAAAUACUGGAUCCGCAUCCUGUACCGGACGGCCAGGAAGAUGAACUUCUACCCGCUGACGGUGGUGCGUAUGGCUGGUCCAACCGCAGCCUGGAUCUUAAGCCGGCGGCGGACGGACAUUACGUCACGCUUUGAGUCUAUCGUUCCCGACGAGCGAGUGGUGGCCGAUUAUUUACAUUUGGUGAACGCACAGAAGCCUUCGGGCGAGAGUGGGUUCUGUGCAAUUCAGAAAAACUUCGGCUGGCCUAUCAAUCCAAUGUUGAAGCGAAUCGAUCAGAUCGAUCCCAGCAUACCCAUGACGUUCAUCUACGGUUCGGAAUCGUGGAUCGAUCUUGAGGCGGGUGAAAUCACGAAAGCAAAGCGCGCUAACAGUUUCGUCGAAGUUAAGAUCAUCGAGAAUGCUAGCCAUCAUUUGUAUGCCGACUUUCCCGAUAUCUUCAACAAACACGUGAAUGAUGCCUGCUUCACCUACGAUGCCCGUUUCAACACACAGCGAACCGCAGAACCGACCGAGGUAGCGGAAGGGUAGACAAGCAAAUCCAAUUCCUCUCAGCCCUGUUGCUACUCCUUUGAAACCCGACCGCUACUGCGAAUGAUCAACUGUAUUGCCUCGAUAUAAUGUACCUACUGUUUACUGCCAGCUCGAUUGGCAAUGGUGGGAAAAGGGAGCAGGGUAAAAGCGGCCCGCGAAAGGCCUCCGACGUUUUGUCCCCCAUCCCCUCCUUUUUUCAAAGUGUCCUACUGAUCAUCAUGACUCACAUAGUAUUUUCGAGCGUGUGAAAACAAUCGACCGAACAAGCCACCACCGAUGGAAUGCAAUCGAAAACUGCUGUACUAACCCAACUGCUUCCUCCUUCUUCCCGCGUGGAACGCGUACUAGGAUAUAGAGAUAGUACAACCAAGCUUCCGGCAGAAGCAUGCGUAUAUUUAUUGACUACGAGCUGCUGAUGCUGCUUGUCGUGGUAUAGUUAGUGAUGUAGUUGAUGGCCGAAGGCGCGCAGAAUCAGAAGGAUCCGGCUCAGUCCGAUGAUAAGCCAGGAUGAAUGUAGUGAUAAUGCUUCCGAAAGCAGCAGCUGCACAUACACAAAUACCUACGUGUUUAGGUUUAGCACAAUCCGAGGGAAGAUGCAUUUUAUAAUAAUGUCUGCACAGCAGUUUUGUUAUCGUGUGGUUUUUAUUUUUCUAUACUAACUUUAGUGUUUAAUCGAACCAAUCCGACGGGUUUAAAGAGUGAAGAUAAAGAAAGAGCGAGAGAAGAAACGAAGCACGGAGAGUUGCACAACUAACGAACAAAACGUGUUAGCUAACCCUUUUUGAAUUAGCUAAAAGAAAAUAAAAAACAACGGUAUUAACCUGAUUUGAUCAGUAAAUAAAGCAUAUCGCUUCCUCGAGUCGACGGAUCGAUGAUAAAAUGUAUCUACUUCACACGGAGGGGUGUCGCGUGGUGCACUCUUGUACCGUUAC
Anopheles darlingi is the source of this 2801-nucleotide messenger RNA. Its product is annotated as (Lyso)-N-acylphosphatidylethanolamine lipase-like. The coding region runs from base 757 to 1866 and encodes 369 amino acids. The transcript is spliced from 6 exons. Gene Ontology annotation, cellular component: lipid droplet. Lineage: Eukaryota; Metazoa; Arthropoda; Insecta; Diptera; Culicidae. The record is from RefSeq and is a predicted model, not a curated record.